AAUAGACUUCGCAACAUGUAUGGAAAUAAUAAAUAUUGCUGAAUCUUUCGCGUUUGUGCUGAAUUGACCUCGUCAACACGAAGCGAGACGAAAAACGAUAACGAUGAGCUCUGAAUCCAAAUAGGAAUUUCAAAAUGGCGUCAGUGAUUUUUGGUGGAAUUUCAGUGUGUGUUUAACUUAGUUUACGCGGUAUUUGUGCUGAUUAAAAUUUAAUAAUUGUGAGAAAAAUAUUAAAUGUGAAGUGGUUUAUCGAUAGAAAAACAAAAAAUAAAUAGGAGCAGAUGUGCCUUUACUCUUUUAAUUAGUGAUAAAACGCUUAAAAUGGCGUAUGCAUGUGAGGAAGCGGAAUAACUUUCUUUUUUCACAAAUUUAUAAUUUUUACUGCUGGACCAGUACUUGGUUAUCUUAAGAAAAGGUGAACAACGUGUUGUUGAAUAUUAUAACUUGCACUGCUUGCUGCAUUUUGUGACAAGUGGCAAGUGGUACAGUCCGAGUUGGGACGCGUUUUACAUUUAUUCUAAUCGCCAGCGUGGGAACAUACGGAUCAUAUAUAUGUACAUAUAUUUUGUCAUAAUUUUUUAAACAUCGUUGAAAACGGCAGAAAUCACUAGUGUUAAAUUUGCCUAUGAUAAAGUGAAAAAGGCGGGUAAAUCGAGAAGACACUCCAAAAAUGUGUGCAGCACACAGUAACCCACAACAGGGCUUCGGCUAUACUUGGGGAUUCGCAGAUAAUACCCGUACGGAGUCUGUACUGGAGAUUCCGGCAAAUAUAAAUUACACAGUCAGCAGUGAAUCCAUGCCAUAUUUGCUAUCUACAGAUGGCUCUUUAACUGUGCAGAAGGACGUUAAAGGUGGAUUGACGGCUCAAAAAGGAGGUGUUGUACGACGUAUGUUUGUUGUAAAUGAACCAUUUGCACCAGGACCACAACGGGUCAUAACUGCAGGUACUACUACACCAUCGGUGGUGAAGAAACAAGACCAACAAGUGCUCAGUAUUAACUGCGACAAAAAUUACCUACUUGUAGAUCAAUCAGAUCAGUCACACUCUCUGACUAAUGGUAUCGUCGACACGAAGUCACAGACCAUUCUAACGACAACAGCUGGCGCUAAAACGCAUUUUAGUCCCAUCGGGCCGAUUCAUCUCACUGCAGAGGAAUGCAACGAGAUUUUAAUGAAACGAGCGCUUGCCGCAUCUCAACAGACUCACACGAUCACUACUGCAGACGGACAUGGGACGACAAGUGACAUUCUGCCGGGUAUAUCGGUACAAGUUCAAAAAGUGAUUCAAGGUUUAGAAGAGGCGGAUGAUUCACAAGGGGAUACACCCAACUUGAAGUUGGAGCCCGGUACAUUAGAGCUAUCUCCAAAAACAGAAUUGCAAGAUAACAUGAAUUAUAACGAGAAUGAUGCCACAGUUAAGAAGGAGCGACCAUACAGUUGCGACGAAUGCGGCAAAUCGUUUUUAUUGAAACAUCAUUUAACAACACACGCGCGAGUCCACACAGGUGAACGGCCGCACGUGUGUGUACAUUGUAGCAAGAGCUUUGCUCAUAAGCACUGCCUCAAUACACAUCUGCUAUUGCAUUCAACUGAUCGGCCGUUUCAGUGUACCGAAUGCAAGAAAAGUUUUACUUUGAAGCACCACCUGUUGACACAUUCACGUGUUCAUAGUCGUGAUCGGCCAUUUGUGUGCCCCGAAUGUGGGCGAACGUUCCCAUUGAAGCGACAUUUAGUGACCCAUAGUAAAUUUCAUGCUGGUGAACGACCAUACGUUUGUGAGGAAUGUGGCGAAAGUUUUGCUCAGGAGAAUCACUUAAUAAUGCAUUCACGUUUCCAUGGAUCGCUGAAUCCAUUUGUUUGUCCAGAUUGCGGAGCUACAUUUCCUCGCAAAUUUCAAUUGGUUAAUCAUGGCCGCAUUCACGGUAAAGUACCACACUCCUGCACCCUGUGUGGCAAAGAGUUCUUGCAGAAGCGCACGCUGGUUUCUCACAUGAGGAUUCACACCGGCGAUCAGCCAUAUCCUUGCAUUAGUUGCGGUGAGGGCUUUAUGUCUAAAGCCGAAUUAAAUCAACAUGUGCGUAAUACACACGGGGGCGUAAAUCCAAACUCCUCAAACACUGCGAUACAUUCUACGCAGCAACAUCAUACGCAACAACAGACGCAAGGGUCACAUCCACAAACCAUUACUGUAGUCAGUAAUCCAGCGAACCCGGCAUUAUUAUCUGUGGGCGGUGAUAAUAAUGCUGCUCGGCCUCAAUUUGGCUGUCGUGAAUGUGGAAGUGCCUUUAAUAGUAGAGAAGCGUUAGCGCUUCAUUUGCGAUUACAUACAGGUGACAAAAGCCUUAUGACUGAUUUGUGCGCUUUAACUGCGGCACUGCCCGGCCACUUCCUCAACACCGGCCUUAAUCCAGGCGCCACUGUGGUUGCUACCAACCCCAAUAUAGUGGCUCAGAAUACAGUGCCCGUGCAGAUCAUUUCAUCAACCGGACAAGUCAUGACACAAACAACAUUGGUACAGGCUGCCGCAGCAACGCAUCCACAGGGUGUUGUUACCAAUGUGCCUGGAGUGAUGCAUCACCAACAGCCGCAACAGCAACUGACGAAUGCAGCGCCACAACAACAUCAUCCACAGCAACAGCAGGUAACGCCGCCCAAACCAAAGUCACAUUUUUGCGCCAGCUGCGGUAAAGGAUUUGCCGCUAAGCACGGUCUUAUGCAGCAUAAUCGAAGACAUCCUAACGGUGGCUGCACCGUGCGCACACAUGUAUGCGAGUGCGGCAAGGCAUUCUUCCAGAAGAAUCACUUGAUGCUACAUCAGCGUCAGCAUUUGGAAACCAAACCGUCAGCUGCUGUCGCUCAACAGCAACAACAACAACAACAGCAGCAACAACAACAGCAACAACAGCAGCAGCAGCAACAACAACAACAGGUGCGUUGAUUGCAUAGCUAAGCAAAAGAUAAACAAAAUAUAAUAAAUACAAAAAAGCUGCACAACGCUGUGUAGUCCGCAAAAGAGUAAACCUGCAAAAUACGCAAGCCGGCUUUGCAACGCUUCCAUUAUAAUUUUUACACGAGCUCGGUAACGUUACGCUGAGACAAAUAACCAACGCUUAACAUCAAGCCAGAAUCCUCAUAUCAAACAACCACGAAAUAAAACUGCAUACGCAAAAUACUAACAUAAUGGAUUUAACACACGAACAGCACAGCCGCUCGCGCAAACAACAACAACCACAAUCGGCUAUGUUGAUAGGCAAUCAUCAAGCGCUGCACCUGCAAGUUUUGCAAGGCACUAAUGCAGCUCAUGUUAUUAAGUACGAAAUAAAUAUACCACAGGAUAAUCAAAGUGGAUAAGCGUUGAUAGAGUAGAAAUGGUUAAUGGUUGAUUCAUUUUAUGUAUUAUCACUAACCCAAAGGACAAAUUUCAACAUUCAUGUGAAUGGCGGCUGGGAGGAUGUGGGUUCAAAUUGUACGGUACACAGUACAGUACUUGUUUCAUUCGUUUAAGUUUAUUACGUUUUUAGUAUUUAAGCUUUAUUGUUUCGCUCUUUAUUGUGUGCACACAUUUCGCAAUGACAGUAGAAAUUACCAAUUGUUUCUAUUUGUGUAUAUAUUUGUUCAAUUUAACUUAACUAUCUAUAUCAAUUGUAAUUUUAAGCCCUCAACCAGACGAGCACACAUAAUUAACAAAUUCCUGUUACUAAGCUAAUUUACAGGGGAGAUACAAUUAGUAUAUGGGUUGGUUACACAUUAAGUCGUGCACAAUAAAGGAUCAUGUGUCUGCGUUA
Messenger RNA from Bactrocera tryoni, 3785 nucleotides. It is a transcript of the gene cg, whose product is annotated as zinc finger protein 546. The coding region runs from base 671 to 2938 and encodes 755 amino acids. The record is from RefSeq and is a predicted model, not a curated record. Gene Ontology annotation, cellular component: nucleus. Lineage: Eukaryota; Metazoa; Arthropoda; Insecta; Diptera; Tephritidae. The transcript is spliced from 12 exons.